Messenger RNA from Caenorhabditis angaria, 1541 nucleotides. Lineage: Eukaryota; Metazoa; Nematoda; Chromadorea; Rhabditida; Rhabditidae. The record is from the annotation of a GenBank genome assembly.
AUGACGUUGGGUGGUGCAUUUACCCUAACUUUGGUCAAAGAUAAAGCUUGUCAUAGUAAGAUUUGGGUUGAAAUUAGGUAUUUUCAGAUGAAAAUUAGGCUAGAAAUUUGCAUUUUUUGUCUGAAAUUUUAGCUUGUUCUCGUUAUUUCUUGUCUGGAAAUUUUCAGCCAAAAAAUCCGAAAUCAUAUUUAUUUUUUCCAGUGAAAACGCCGUGCCCAAGUUCAAAUGGUGGAUCCACCAAAUGUGUUGUGACAACUGUUGCUGUUUUGGCUGGUGGAGCUGCGUUGGCAGUUUAUGUGAGUUUUUUUGGGACUGGGAAAUUUUGCAGAGAAAUCAGGAAAAUUGGGCUUUUCUGAAGAAUUUUCUGGAAAUUUUCACUGUUUCAAAAAAUUUUGAAUUUGGUUCCUGUUUUUGAAAGUUGUUACUGUAGGUCGAAAUACUAAAAAUAUAUCAAAAAUCAAGAAAUUCCAGAAAAUUUCCCAUUUUUCAAAAAAUGUGUUCAAGAAAUCUCAGAAAAUUUCACUGUUUUAAAAUAAUUUCUCAAAAAAUCUGGAUUUGAGGGAAAUUGUUUGUAAUUUUAAAAGUUUUCAAAAAUUUUCUGAAAUUCGGAAAACCCUGGAAUUUUUGGAGCUUUUCUGAAGAAUUUCCUGAAAAAUUUUAUUUUCUUCAAAUUUUCACUGUUUCAAAAAAAUUAAAAACUUGGUUCACGUUUUUGAAAUUUGUUGACACAGGAAAACUGAUCAAAAAUCAAGAAACUGCAGAAAAUUUCAAAUUUCUCAAAAAAUCUGAAUUUGAUGGAAAUUGUUAGCUAUUUGAAUAUUUCUCUAAUUUUUUUCUGAAUUUCGGGAAAACCUUUUUGAAGCUUUUCUGAAGAAUUUUCUGAAAAAUUUUAUUUUCUUGAAAUUUUCACUGUUUCAAAAAAUUGGUUCUUGUUUUUUAAAUCUGUUAUACAUAUUGAUUAGAAGAUAUAAAAAAAUGAAAAUCAUCUGAAAUUCGCAGAAAAACUGAAUUUUUGGCACGGAAAUCAAGACAUUUUAGCGUUUUCUAGGAAAAAUUCGAAAAAAUCACAAUUUUUUUGGAGCUUUUCUGAAGAAUUUAUUCAUUCAAAAAUUUUCACUGUUUCAAAAAAUUUUGAAAUUUGUUGAGAAAAGUUCGGAAAUCAUCUGAAAUUCACAAAAAAAACAGAAAAUUUUCAAAAUUUCUACUGUUUCAAACCAAUUUCUCCUAGAAAAAUCGGCAUUUUUUACUGUUCCACAGUCAAUUCCUCCCCAAAAAAAAGCAAUAAUUUCUAGCUCGGCUACAAACUCGGUCAACGCAGUGCUCGCGUCAACAACAAAAUCAAUCUCUCCUCGCCAAAAGUCGCCGACGCAAUCGACAUCGAAGAUAUUGGCGAGAAAAAAGCGUUCUGCCGUUGCUGGAAAUCCGAAAAAUGGCCAUAUUGUGAUGGAGCACACGGAAAACACAACAAGGAAACUGGCGACAAUUUGGGACCAGUUAUCAUCAAGGGAAAACCUGCUGCAACUCCAGAAAAUAAGGAAUAA